UGUUUGCUCAUCCCCGUUAGUGGAUGAAGUCCAUCGGGCUAUUUCAUAAGAGGACUGUAGGCCUACAAGGUCCAUAUGGGGUGAAAUCAGAAUUGAGAGGGGUUCACCGAACGAAAUCGGGACUCAGAGAAAUGAAGUCACGUCAUGAUUGUUUAUCGCCCUCUGUGUUUAUGAAAGGAGCUAGCAUUCCAUUCAAAGAAUAAUCACUUGAGAACAUUGCACACUGGCUACUCAGAGGGGAAUGGCCUGGAGUCUUAUCUGAAAGGAUUCAAUUUUACAGGAGAACCCCCUUGGCUGCUCUGCACCUGAUAAAGAAUAAAUCAUUCCAUCUCUUUUUUGUUCAAUUCUUUUGCAAUCCAAAGUUGGAAUCAUGAACUCUUUCACUCCCGCUGACUUUGACUUCACCUUCUUGGAGGAGGGUUUCUGUGCACGGGACAUUGUGGAUCAGAACAUUAAUGAAAUGUCCAUGUCUGAUGACAAGGAUGCCUUCUAUGUUGCUGACCUUGGGGACGUCUUGAAGAAGCACCUGCGCUGGGCUCGUGCCUUGCCCCGGGUCCAACCCUUCUAUGCCGUUAAGUGUAACGAUAGCAAGGCGGUGGUCACGACUCUGGCCUCCGUGGGAGCUGGUUUCGAUUGUGCAAGCAAGACGGAGAUCCAGCUGGUGCAGUCUCUGGGUGUGGAGUCCAGCCGCAUCAUCUACGCCAACCCCUGCAAACAGGUGUCCCAGAUCAAGUACGCCUCGGCCCACGGUGUCCAGAUGAUGACCUUUGACAAUGAGGUGGAGCUCAUGAAGGUGGCCCGCUGCCAUGACAAUGCCAAGCUGGUUUUGCGCAUUGCCACGGACGACUCGAAGGCCGUGUGCCGUCUGAGCAUCAAGUUCGGAGCCACACUGAAGAACAGCCGGGUGCUGCUGGAGCGUGCGCUGGAGCUGGGGCUGGACGUCAUCGGCGUCAGCUUCCAUGUGGGGAGUGGCUGCACUGACCCCGAGACCUACACCAAGGCCAUCUCUGAUGCCCGCUGUGUCUUUGAUAUGGGGGCUGAGUUGGGAUACGACAUGACACUCUUGGACAUUGGGGGUGGUUUUCCCGGAUCAGAAGACACCAAGCUGAAGUUUGAAGAGAUCACAGCUGUCAUCAACCCUGCACUGGAUAAAUACUUCCCUGCUGACUCUGGGGUGAAGAUCAUUGCUGAGCCUGGCCGCUACUAUGUAGCCUCAGCCUACACGCUCGCCGUCAACAUCAUUGCCAAGAAAGUUGUGAUGAAUGAGCAGUCUGCCUCUGAUGAGGAAGACGAUGGGACCAAUGACCGUACCGUGAUGUAUUAUGUUAACGAUGGCGUCUAUGGGUCCUUCAACUGCAUCUUGUACGACCAUGCCCAUGUGUUGCCAACAUUGCACAAGAAACCCAAGCCAGACGAGAGGCUGUACCCAUGCAACAUCUGGGGUCCUACUUGUGAUGGCUUGGACCGCAUUGUGGAGAACUCCACCCUACCUGACCUGCAGGUGGGCGAAUGGCUGCUGUUUGAGAACAUGGGGGCUUACACUGUGGCUGCCUCCUCAACCUUCAACGGCUUCCAGAGGCCCGACAUCCAUUAUGUCAUGUCCCGUGCAGCCUGGCAGUGCAUGCAGCAGAUCCGUGCCCAGGGGAUGCCCGCCCCUGUGGAAGAGUCGAGCCAGGGCAGCAUGCCGUCCUGCUGUGGGCGUGAGAGCGGCCUUGAGCUCCCAGCCAAGCCCUGUCCCACCCAUGUGCUGUGAACGCCACCUGCAGCGCCACCCCAUCCACCAUGCACAUAGCAUUGAUGCACACAGCUCACUGAUAAACCAGUACGCCAGUCUUACAGUGUUUCUUCAUUUACCACCGAUCCAUCAGCCAGUAAACAUAUGAAUGGUCUAGAAUUCAAAUCUAGUCAUUCAGGGCAGACUUUUCACGCAUUCAGUGAGUCUGUGUGAGCGUGUGUGUGUUUUGUUCAUAACUGUAUGGGGCCCACACUCCUGACUCAUUAGCAGACGCACACACAUCUCAUCCAGUGUUGUUUUUGUUUUUUCUCCUCCCGCUGUUCUCCUCUUGUCUUUAUUUUUUUGAUUUGCAUUGAAAGGCCAGUUACUUGACUGAGAACGUGAAGGGGGAAACAUAUAAGCAUGAUUUCAUUUCCUAGUAUGAAGGAUGGAGGUGAAAUCCUGAUCUGAUCUCAAUCUCCAAAGCAUCACUCAUGAAUACAUCUAAUUGCACUCAAGGUGUUGUUCUGUGGACGGCAAUUCUCAGAGUGCGUUGUUAACGAGAAAGGGCUGCAUUUCAGGAAAUGGCUGCUAUAAAUGUAUUUAAGUUCUCCAAUCUCCUCUUCCAUACUGAAAUAUGCAGAUAUGCCCUUCAUAUUCUCGGAAUUUCUUUCUGUUCUCCUUUUGUUAAACAUUUAUGUAUUUUUAUUUGCUAGUAAGUAUGUUAAUAUUAAUAAGCAAGAGGAUGUAGUUGCCAUCAACAAUGCAUUUGGAAGUGAAUUACGAAGAGAUGGGAUUGCAUGUAUAAUUUGCUUUCCUAUGGAAACCUUUUUUAAUUUUUGUAUUUUUUUAUAAAUAAAAUAAUGUAGUUGCAA
Messenger RNA from Sardina pilchardus (European sardine), 2589 nucleotides. It is a transcript of the gene odc1, whose product is annotated as ornithine decarboxylase 1. Bases 371 to 1753 code for a protein of 460 amino acids. The record is from RefSeq and is a predicted model, not a curated record. Gene Ontology annotation, cellular component: cytoplasm. The transcript is spliced from 11 exons. Lineage: Eukaryota; Metazoa; Chordata; Actinopteri; Clupeiformes; Clupeidae. Gene Ontology annotation, molecular function: ornithine decarboxylase activity.